This is a messenger RNA of Salvelinus sp. IW2-2015, 2296 nucleotides long. Its product is annotated as suppressor of cytokine signaling 3-like. NCBI's taxonomy places the organism in Eukaryota, Metazoa, Chordata, Actinopteri, Salmoniformes, Salmonidae. Gene Ontology annotation, molecular function: 1-phosphatidylinositol-3-kinase regulator activity. Gene Ontology annotation, biological process: phosphatidylinositol phosphate biosynthetic process; intracellular signal transduction. The record is from RefSeq and is a predicted model, not a curated record. Gene Ontology annotation, cellular component: phosphatidylinositol 3-kinase complex.
GCUGAGCGAUCAUUAAAGAGGCAAAUGAUUACGAGCAACGUCCAGCCAGUCCAACGUAGAACACAGACAAAGGACACAACUGACACUGUAAAGGACAUUGCACAUCAGCAAGGAUACAAUUGUUACAAUUUGAACAACACAAGGAUAUCACGCUCAAGGAAACAAAUAUACUCAAGGGAUUGAAGCAAUUGGAUAAACUUUUUAAAGUUCCAAAACAAGAGAAACGUAAAAGGUAAGAAAUAAGACAUUAUAUUGUUUAGAAGUAGCACAAACGAAGACAAUGUAUCAUUAUUAAUCAUUAGCGAUUUUUUUCAUGGGACUUUUGUAUGUACAAUUAUGCAACAGUUGAAGGAUUCCGCUCACUAGCCUGCUCGACUUUACUGGAACUGACCGCGUGUGACUGAGGCCGGAGGGCAGAGAUACAAAAAAACUUUCCUGUAAAUGAGUAGGACAGAGUACACGGUAGCUUAAUUGCAAAUCACGUCUAUUCUACUGAAUAUAAUGUUUUCACUCUCACCUUUCACAUACAAUAGCCAUAUAGGCGAUUUGUCGUAAAAAUUAUGGUUAUAAAUAUGUAGCAGUGCGUAAUUGGAGUGACGAUAGCAACAUGCGCGGUGUCGAAUCAUAUUUACUUCGUGUGGUUCUCAAUAGUCCGCUACAGAACAAAAAAUAGCCAGGGCCUCAUUGGUAAAAACGUUCCACUAUGUAACUAGAGAAGUUUAAUUGGAAUAUUUGAAAUUAUAACCAAAGCAUAAUCUUUGCCUGAGAGCUAAAUGGGUUGAGAAGUAUUAGAUUACUCUCAAUCCUAAAACAAUUACACUAUAAAUAAACUUUUUAUCGACUGUUAUGUAUUUCUAUAAUUAAAAUGAUAGAACUGGAUAUCUUUUAGUGAUAAACUAAAUGUCAGUUAUUUGGAUCAUAUUGCCAAAUGCCCUGAGGUCCACUUUGAGCCCAAAUCACUCCACUCUGAGCUGAUACUUUGGACACUGAUGAUUUUCUCUGCUUUUUCUCCAGGACAAUCCUCUCCAGACACAACAACAACAAAACUAAAGGCCUUGACCUCUGUAGGGAGAUUCGUGACCUCUACACUCCGACCUCCUCCUUCUAGUCUUCUGUUGCUGUGUGGUGCCCAGUGCUCACCAGGCAGGUCGCAAAGAAGCGGUGCGCAGCGCCAUGGUAGCCCACAGCCAGUUUGACUCCGUCAUGACAGCAGCACCCUUCGACACCACCAUGCGGCUGCCUCACCGUUACAAGACCUUCAGCUCCAAGGUGCAGUACCAGCUCGUCGUCACCACCCUGCACAAGCUCCAGGAGAGCGGCUUCUACUGGGGCUCUAUCAAUGGCAAGGAGGCCAACGCCAUGCUGGCCGCCGAGUCCGGCACCUUCCUGAUCCGCGACAGCUCUGACAACCGACACUUCUUCACGCUCAGCGUCAAGACGGCGUCUGGCACCAAGAACCUGCGCAUCCUGGACUCCGGAUCCUUCUUACUCCAGACGGACCCCAAGAGCAUGCAGGCUGUGCCCCGCUUCGACUGCGUGCUCAAGCUGGUCCACCACUACAUGCCACCCACCAAAGGGGCUUCGUUGGUGGAGAAAAACACGAGGGGAGGGAACGCCUCCUACUACAUCUACUCUGGAGGGGAGAAGAUCCCUCUGGAGCUCCUCAAACCUUUCUCCUCCACUAUGUCCAGCCUGCAGCACCUGUGUAGGAAAACAGUCAACGGACACCUGGACAUAUCCAGCAAACGGGACCAGCUUCCCCACCCGCUCAAAGAGGUCCUGCAGGAGUACGACGCGCCCAUCUAGGCCCCUCUCUGGACAUGUAGUGCCUCGAUGGCAUCAGACUUGAUAAAGGUGUAUGAAGGGGACUUGGGCCGGUGUGAGAGACAGUGUGGCAAUACCCCACAGAACUGGGGGGAAAUAUGACUGUCUGAUCUGUGUCUUAGAGGGAUGGUUCACCCACAUCAGGGUGACAAGGCAGAGGGGAAGCAGCAGCAUGAGUCAGUCUGAGAAAAUAGAAGAAGAUGCUUGUAUUGUGGUUCUCAUAAGGGCUGUACUGUACCUAUCUCCCAAGCCCAGAAGUGAUAUAACGUUACCAUGAGGAGUAGAGCUAUACUGGUCCAACGUCAGCCAGUCACUCUCAAACAACCAAAAGACAAGAGGUGGGCGUCGUCAUCAGACUUUCCAGUCUCUCAUUCAUGCAGAGAGAGAGAAAGGAGGACUGGUUCAUUGAGAGGCUGAACGGACAGUCGGCGUGCUGCUAAUGUGUGUCAGUCAGGCCUUCGAUUGGACCAGA